AUGCUAGAAAACAAGGAUAGCACAGACCUCUCAUCUGCUAGCUCCGUGCAGCUGAGUCUAUCUGCAUACAUGUCGAUCAGCUCAUCCAGGCGGUCUUCUUACGACCGGCGGAAACAGCUCUUCACCCCAGCCACCUCUAUGUCCCAGCUCUCGCUUGGUGCACGGUCAGCAAAUAACCCCGGAUCCGAAAUUACUUACGGCUCUAGGAAUUUGGCCCGUGAGCACAAAUCAAAUUUCCUCCAUAGCUACCAGCCUACUUUUGAGCCCUAUUACGACCCACACCUGCUGCGCAAAAAGACUCUCGACUACCUGAAAGCUAAACUCCCUCACUUGUCGCCGCAACAAUUCGAUUUUUUGGUGGCAGAACAGGUGCCUCUUCAAGUGUCUCCUCCUUACGAAAAAAUGUGCGUGGCAUUAUCCUCGGGAAAGGAUGCUAAAAAGGUUUCUUCUCCCCGUGUGCCAGCUGAGUUGAGCACUACCUCGCUGGCGACGUUCCAGUUUAAAUACUUCUCAUACCUGUUGAAUACUGAGCUGCAAAGAUUCACCAGAUCACUCUAA
This is a messenger RNA of Ogataea parapolymorpha DL-1, 558 nucleotides long. RefSeq lists its product as uncharacterized. Bases 1 to 558 code for a protein of 185 amino acids. The transcript has a single exon. Lineage: Eukaryota; Fungi; Ascomycota; Pichiomycetes; Pichiales; Pichiaceae. The record is from RefSeq and is a predicted model, not a curated record.